AUGUCGAGGCGCAGAGGAGAGUUCGAACACCGCACAUCCAUCUUCGAGGGCGCAUUCCGUGCCUGGUCCCACCUGGGAGGUCUUGAUCCAGAAGAUCUGGAAUCGAAAUCACAGGAAUCACUAGAUCCACUGAGCAAUCCUAUUCAGAACGAUGUUCGAAUGAGCAGCAAAAUGAAGGAUGCUGCCUCAUCCGACCCCACCCGUCGAAUGUACCCAUAUGAACCAUUGCCACGCUCGGGUCUAGCUCACCCAUUUGUACAAGCUAUUCUGAGCCCUUGGUUGGGACCAGAUGCUGAUAAUGAUGCUAUCCAGUUGGGUCUUACAACUCUUCGAACAUGGUGGCAGCAUCGCCGCAAGGGAGAAAGUGGCUCUGCCGUUGCUGCUUUAGGUACUGAAAAGAUGAAGGGAGUGGUAGAGGGUUACACUCGCCAUUUCUUUCAGCUGUCCCAUUGCUUAAUAAUGAAUGAUAAAGAACAACCUCCACGUUCCCUUCAUGCUAAAAUGAAAGAACUGGACAAAAUGAGAAGCAAAGGGGGGCGAAGAAAGAAAGACGAUGGAACUGCGGCAAUGUCGAACAUCUCUAAGGGAGGACCUCUUGCAGCAAGUAUACACGCAGAUCUGACCAACAAGAAUUUAACGCCAUUGGAACAACUCCAUCGAGCGCAACAGAGAAAGCUUGCUGUGGAAGGAGGUAUUCAGGCUUGUCCACCACAGGCCAUGUCGUCUUCCAGCACUGUCCCUAUUAUUGAUAUCAAGAAUAAGUGUGUCGCAUCAGCGGUGAACUUGCCGGCCGUGGUAGAUGCUGUAAACCACGCGGCAAAUCAACUCGCACACAGUGGAGCUGCCAGAGCUGCAUCCACACCCAAUGUUGUUCCCAGCGCUGUUCUUUCAGGAGGAGAACCGCAGCAGAACGGACAAUACGGCGAUCCCGAUACAGUCCCUAUCAUUUUCAUAAGCGAAAACUCAGACAUCAUGGUGGCCAUGUCAGUCGAUGGAAUAACGUGUGCUCAUUGUGUAAAGAUCGUAGAGACAGUUCUAAAGGGAUGCAAUGGCAACAAGUCGCCCAUUGACGGACUUUUGGAUGCAGCUGCGGACCGGGUACUGUGUAGUGUCUUGUUGAAAAUCGACACUGUCGCAAACGCGAAACGCAUUGCUUUUGAAGCUGCCAGAAAUCUUGCAAUGGUUGGAUACACUGCCAAGGCCAAGGAAAUGAGUUCAUCAAUAGAACAAAACGGAAAGAAAACUGAUGUCCCUCCAGACAAGUUAUACAAGGCGUUCGCAGCUGUGGCACUUUCUGAUCGAAAAGAUGUUUUCGAUUGGAGCGCACCCUGCACAUGUCCAGACAACGGAGUGCUUCGAAAUGAUUGUCCAAGGCAUUCUCAAAUGAACACCAACAUUUUUGAGGCGUUUGACAGUAGAGGACGUCUUGUUUCUCAAUUCCUAUCAGGUGCGAAGCUCACUUCGUCAGUACCGCCUCCUGCAGCAGCCCCAGGGGUGCAGUUCCCAGAAAGGCAGCAACAGCCACUUGUCAGUUUUGAUACUUUUGCCAUGCAGAAUAAUAUGGGUGGAAAUAACCAGGGCAUGGGCGGAAUGAACGGACGAAACAACAUGAACCAAAACGCUGGAAUGGACAUGUUUCAAGGAAAUUUGAAUGAUGGUGGCGGAAUGAUGCACCAACGUGCACAACGAAACCCAUCCAUCAUUUCAUUUGGUGGAAGAAACAUGUCAUUUGCAUCAGAACGGUCGUAUGGCCGAGCAAUGUCUGGCCUAUCAGCUUUGUCGAUUGACUGGGAGAACAUGGAAGACUUUGAUGUGAAUCUAGACCACAGUGCUCACAUCAACAAUAACAUGCCGUCGAACAACAACGAUCCACUUGGAGGAAACGAUAUGAUGAUGGGUCCACCUAUUGGUGGGGGUGGUCGCGUUGGCAGACGAUCCAGCUUACGGCAAUCGUUCAUGAUAGGUGCCGGGGGCGCUGGUGCCAGCAGCAAUGUCAAUAACGCUUCCGACGGUGGCAUUUAA
Messenger RNA from Cylindrotheca closterium, 2022 nucleotides. The record is from the annotation of a GenBank genome assembly. Lineage: Eukaryota; Bacillariophyta; Bacillariophyceae; Bacillariales; Bacillariaceae.